AUGUGCACAUUUAAUAAUAAAUUGGAAGAAACAUAUAAAAAUAUUAUAAACAAUGUAUUAGAAGAUAUUAAUACAAAAGAAUUAAAUAAAUAUUAUUUUUUAAUUAAACAAAAUGAAUUAGAUUCAAAAUUGUUUUCUUUAAGUAAAAUAAAUUUUAGAGAUGAAAUACUUAUUGAUUUAAAUAAUGACAUAAAAGAAGACCAAUCAUUUGGAAUACUUUUUAAUAAUUCAAAGAUAGUUAAUAAAAAAAUUAUAAAAGAAAAAAAAGAAAAUUAUUUAAUAGAAAAGUUAAUUUCAUCAGAUAAUAAAAUAUCAAACGAAAAAAUAAUAGAAAAAUUAAGUACUUUGAUAAAAUGGAAUAAUGCUAAAACUACUUUGAAAGAUAAUAAGCUGCAUUUGUUUCAUAAUUAUUAUUCUUUUUACGAUGAUAUCUUUAGUAAAAAUAUGUAUAUAGCUGAUGUAACUUAUGAUUUUCAUAUAUCUAAUCAAUUAAAUGAUUUAGUAAUCCUAUCACUAAGUAAAUAUAGCAAAAUUCUUUUUGAUAUAUUGAAUGACUUAAAAAAGUAUAAUUGCAAAAAUUUAAAAAAAUUAAUUAAAGAAAAUGUAAAAAUAGAUUAUGAUCAAAGAUUAAUGAAUGCUGAUACUUCAGGAAAAAGGAAAAGAAAAACAAUAUUUAUAAGUGAGCAAAUGACUAUUUUACAAAUUUCAUAUAAUAAUAAUAUAUAUAAAAUUAAAAGUAAAAUAAAAGGAUUCCAAUUUGACAUAAAUGAAAAUAUUGUUUCAAAUCCACAUAAUUUAUUUAUGAAUACGCAAGAAGGAUGGAUAAUUAUUUUAAAAAAUAAAAAUAAUAAAAUGGAAAAUUUUUUAACUCCAUCUGAAUAUGAAGAAAAAAGAAAAAAUUUUAUUCAAGAAUACAAUAAUCUCCUUAAUUAUUUUGAAUUGAAUUAA
Molecule: messenger RNA, 948 nt
Organism: Plasmodium gallinaceum
Lineage: Eukaryota; Apicomplexa; Aconoidasida; Haemosporida; Plasmodiidae
Product: conserved Plasmodium protein, unknown function
Exons: 1
Coding region: 1-948 (315 amino acids)
Cellular component (GO): nucleus
Source: RefSeq, a predicted model, not a curated record